AUGGACAGAACAUCUAUUAGCUGUCUUGUCAACAGCAUCUCUCGGUUCAUUCUUCUUGUUUCAUGUCAGACAAAGAUACAUGCAACUAUUCAAAAUGAUUACAGAAGUAUGGUUAUGGUGCUUAAGUAUUUGAAGCCAGUGCUUGAUGAAGUUGUUGACCACGAUCUAACUUCAACGGAAAUACUAUAUCAAGAGUGUGAAGAGCUUGAUGCAGCUGUUAAUGAGGCUAGAGAAUUCAUAGAAAACUGGUCUCCGAAGAUGAGCAAGAUUCUCAGUGUUCAGAAGACCGGGGCUCUUCUGAUUGGAAUCCAAAGAUGUUCGCUGGAGAUUUGCCAUAUAUUAUGUACACUGUUGCAGUCUUCUCCAACAGAUACAGACUUAACUGUCAUUCAGAACUGCAUGCAGGAGCUUCAGAGUGUGAAACAAGAAUCAAUUACGAAUUAUAUAGAAGAGGCUCUAAGAAGUCCAAGAGACGACACUGCUUCUUGCCCUGAUCAUGUGAUGAAAAUCAUUGGUUCACUUAAUCUGAGGACAAACCGUGAUCUCCUGAAAGAAAGUGUGGCGUUGGAAAAAGAAAGGAUGAAUAUAGAGGCCAACAGAGACAAAGGGAACUUGGAGCAGGUAAAUCAAGUUGUGGAUCUCCUGUGUCACAUACGUGCUUGUCUGCUUAAAGUUGAGUGCUCUGAACCCGAGAGUGGUGUCAGAAUCCCUCCAUAUUUCCGGUGUCCCUUAUCUUUGGAGCUUAUGUUGGACCCUGUCAUUGUGGCUUCUGGUCAAACUUAUGAGAGGAAUGCCAUCCAGAAAUGGCUUGAUCAUGGGUUGGCGAUUUGCCCCAAGACCCGUCAAACACUUUCUCACGCAAAUCUCAUUCCCAAUUAUACUGUCAAAGCCAUGAUAGCAAAUUGGUGUCAGGAAAAUAGCGUGAAUAUUUCUAGCAAUUGUGAGCGGGCUAACCUCGCAUUGGUCCCAUUGCCUUCAUCAGAUCCUGGGUUAUUUCGCUCAGUUAGUGAGAACUGCUCUUUGGAUGCCAGCAAGGCUUCUUCAGCUGAAGUUAGAAAUGGAUUUGUCGAUCACAAGGUUGAUGACAUAUCUGGGUUCGUUGGACAGGAAUCGAAUCAAAAUGAAAGCUUGAAGAAUGGAAAUGUAGAAUGUCCUUCUCGUGAGCUGCUGUCAUAUCAAAUCAGCAGGAGUGCAUCAGCUUCGAGUGUUGUUUCUAGUACUGAGUUUGGUCCGCCUUCAACUCAAGUGUCGAGAACAUCUUCCAAGCACCAUAAUGUAAAUGAAUUCUCAGUAGAAGUCAUGACUGAAGUAUCUUCUGCUGCUGCUGCUGUUGCUGCUCCCAGUAAUGAGUCUGCCAAGAUUCAAUUCCAAGACCCUAAAAGAAAACCAAAGAUUUCAAGCAAUGAAAACUGUUGCAGCAGGGUUCAUUCUGUUCCAUCUGAUCUGGUGUCAUACGAUGAUUUAACCACCACAUCUCAUGUUGAGGAGUUGGUGGAAGAUCUCAAAAGAAGUCAUUCAGAUGAACUACAUACUGUAGCUGCUGCAGAGUUGCGUUUCCUCACCAAACACAACAAAGAGAAUCGUGUAAUAGUGGCUCAAUCUGGUGCUAUCCCACCAUUACUAUCACUUCUAUAUUCAGAGAUACAGCUCACUCAGGAACAUGCAGUUACUGCCCUCCUGAACUUAUCAAUCAAUGAAGAGAACAAGACCAUGAUAGCAGAAGCAGGAGCAAUCGAACCUCUGAUUCAUGUUCUGAACUCGGGGAGUGACACGGCCAAAGAGAACUCUGCAGCUACUCUGUUUAGCCUCUCUGUCCUGGAACAGUACAAGGCAAGAAUCGGGCGCUCCGGUGCAGUCAAAGCCUUGGUGAACCUCCUAAGGUCAGGGACUCUUAGAGGGAAGAAGGAUGCCGCUACUGCAUUAUUUAACCUCUCUAUCUUUCACGAGAACAAGGCACGCAUAGUUCAGGCUGGAGCAGUGAAACAUCUCGUGGAGUUGAUAGAUCCUGCCACUGGGAUGGUGGAUAAAUCGGUUGCUCUUCUUGCAAACUUGUCGACGAUUGGGGAAGGCCGUCUAGCGAUUGCUAAGGCGGGAGGCAUUCCUUUGCUUGUCGAGGUCAUUGAGUCAGGAUCCCAAAGGGGAAAAGAAAAUGCUGCUUCGGUAUUGGUGCAACUGUGCCUUAACAAUCCAAAGUACUGUACCCUUGUUCUACAAGAAGGAGCUGUCCCUCCACUUGUUUUCUUGUCGCAGUCUGGAACCCCGAGAGCGAGAGAGAAGGCUCAGCUUCUCCUUGGCCACUUCCGAAAUCAGAGGGAAGGAAAUGCGGGGAAGGGAAAGUGA
Molecule: messenger RNA, 2340 nt
Organism: Linum trigynum
Lineage: Eukaryota; Viridiplantae; Streptophyta; Magnoliopsida; Malpighiales; Linaceae
Source: the annotation of a GenBank genome assembly